This is a messenger RNA of Ochotona princeps (American pika), 1917 nucleotides long. It is a transcript of the gene RO60, whose product is annotated as Ro60, Y RNA binding protein. The coding region runs from base 10 to 1626 and encodes 538 amino acids. NCBI's taxonomy places the organism in Eukaryota, Metazoa, Chordata, Mammalia, Lagomorpha, Ochotonidae. Gene Ontology annotation, molecular function: RNA binding. Gene Ontology annotation, cellular component: ribonucleoprotein complex. The transcript is spliced from 8 exons. The record is from RefSeq and is a predicted model, not a curated record.
ACAGCAGCCAUGGAGGACGCGGCGAGCCCGCUACAGGCGCCGGACGCCAGGCGGCCUGGCAGCUCUAAGGACGGCUGUGGGUGGCAGGUCACCGACCAGAGCAGGCUGCGCCGCUUCUUGUGCUUCGGCUCUGAAGGCGGAACUUACCAUGUCAAAGAGCAGAAACUGGGCCUUGAGAACGCCGAGGCUCUGCUGAGGCUGAUUGAAGACGGCAGGGGCUGCGAGGUGAUCGAGGACAUAAAGCUCUUCAGUGAGGGGGGCAGGACCGCCAGGCCAGAGCCCCUGCUCUUCGCGCUUGCCGUGUGCUCCCAGUGCUCCGACACGGGCACCAAGCAGGCCGCCUUCAAAGCCGUGUCCGAAGUCUGCCGCAUCCCCACCCAUCUCUUUACUUUCAUUCAGUUUAAGAAAGAUCUGAGGGAGAGCAUGAAGUGCGGCAUGUGGGGGCGCGCUCUGCGGAAGGCCGUCGCGGACUGGUACAACGAGAAAAGCGGCCUGGCCCUUGCUCUGGCAGUUACGAAAUACAAACAGAGAAACGGCUGGGCUCACAAAGAUCUGUUACGACUGUCACAUCUCAAACCUUCCAGUGAAGGACUUGCCAUUGUGACCAAAUAUAUUACAAAGGGCUGGAAAGAAGUCCGUGAAUCAUACAAAGAAAAAGCGCUCUCUGUGGAAUCAGAGAAGUUGUUGAAGUACCUGGAAGCGGUGGAGAAGGUGAAGCGUACCAGAGACGAGCUGGAAGUCACCCACCUGAUAGAGGAGCACAGACUGGUUAGGGAGCACCUGCUGACGGAUCACCUCAAGUCCAAAGAGGUGUGGAAGGCUUUGUUACAAGAAAUGCCUCUGACCACAUUGCUGAGAAACCUGGGAAAGAUGACUGCAAACUCGGUGCUUGGCCCAGGGAACUCGGAAGUAUCUUCAGUGUGUGAAAAACUGUGUGAUGAACAGCUGCUAAAGAAGGCUUGUAUCCAUCCACUUCAUGUUUUAAUUGCUCUAGAAACUUACAAAACAGGUCAUGCUGUCAGAGGAAAGCUCAAGUGGCACCCUGAUGAAGAAAUCUUGAAAGCUUUGGACACUGCUUUUUAUAAAACAUUCAAGACAGUGGAGCCGACUGGGAAGCGUUUCCUGCUUGCUGUGGAUGUGAGUGCUUCUAUGAACCAAAGAGUGCUGGGAGGUGUACUCAACGCAAGUACAGCUGCUGCAGCAAUGUGCAUGGUCGCCGCCCGCACAGAGCAAGAUUCUUGUGUGGUUGCGUUUUCACACGGAAUGCAGCCCUGUGCGGUGACCGCGGACAUGACCCUGCCUCAGGUUGUGUCGGCUCUGAAUCAGAUCCCGGCGGGAGCGACGGACUGUGCCCUCCCGAUGCUCUGGGCUCAGGGGACGGGCACGGCCGCUGACGUCUUUGUCGUCUUCACGGGCAGCGAGGCCUGCGCUGGCAGCGUCCGUCCUGCUGCGGCUCUGAGGGACUAUCGCCAGAAAAUGGAUAUUCCAGCUAAAUUGAUAGUUUGUGGAAUGACAUCCAAUGGUUUCGCCAUUGCAGACCCAGAUGACAGGGGCAUGUUGGAUAUGUGUGGCUUUGAUGCUGGAGCUCUGGAUGUAAUGCGAAAUUUCACCUUGGGUGUGAUUUAGUCACAAGCACCAGCAUGGUCUGAGAGCCCCACUCCGAGCAGUGAGCUCACCAAAAAUACGCGGUGACUUCUGCCAAGUCUCAGUUCCAUUACAAAUGGUAGUGUGGUAUGUGCAUACAGACGCUUACCUCACCAACAGCAGGCAAAGCAAGAUUAGCCCAACCUUCAUCUACUAAACUCGGUCCUGGGAAAUAGUCCAGGACACUAUAGCUCCUCCAACCGAGAACUCCCUGUCCAUAGACUGUGCGAAAGUCAAACUCUUCUACUUUGGUGAGUUCGUUUGUAUUUUUAA